CCUGCGCAGCUGGCCCCUGGCUCCGGGUGUCAUGGCGGACGAGGCCACCCGCCGCAUCCUGAGCGGGAUCCCGCUGCUGCGGACCAACGCGGGCCCGCGGGACGCCGAGCGCUGGCGGGAGCGCCUCAAGGAGGAGUACCAGGCGCUCAUCAAGUACGUGGAGAAUAACAAGCAAGCCGAUAACGACUGGUUCCGGCUGGAGUCGAACAAGGACGGAACGCGGUGGUUUGGUAAAUGCUGGUACAUCCAUGAGCUUUUGAAGUAUGAGUUUGACAUUGAAUUUGACAUUCCCGUCACGUACCCGACGACGGCGCCGGAGAUCGCUGUGCCCGAGCUGGACGGCAAAACGGCCAAGAUGUACAGAGGAGGGAAGAUCUGUCUGACAGAACACUUCAAACCGCUGUGGGCACGCAACGUCCCCAAGUUCGGCUUGGGCCACCUGAUGGCCUUGGGGCUGGGUCCCUGGCUCGCUGUCGAGAUCCCGGAACUGAUCAGCAAAGGGCUUGUCCAACACAAGGAAGGGCUGGACAAGAGCUAGGAGCAGACGGAAGCAUCGUAUGGGGGCUGGGCGCGCUGGUGUCUCUGGGGACCGAGGUUUCGUUGGUUGGAGAUGGGAGGACCCAGCUCUUCAACCAUCCGCCUGCUGGACCGCUAGCUCUGCCUGAAUCAUUCCGGACUUUCAACAGGUCUCUCCCCUCCCUCCUUCCCCUGUCCCCCUCCUCCCCCUGUCUCCCUCCCUCCUUCCCCUGUCUCCCAGAGCGUGCUCGCUCUCUCACUCUCACUCUCUCUUUCUCUUGCUGUCUCUCUGUCUCUCUUUCUCUUUCUGCCUGUGUCUCUCUUUCUCUCUCUCUGUUUUUCUUUCUCUGUCUCUCUCUCUCUCUCUCCCCCCCUCCCUCUCUCUCCCCCCCUCCCUCUCUCUCCCCCUCCCUCUCUCUCCCCCCUCCCUCUCUCUCCCCCCUCUCUCCCCCCUCUCUCCCCCCUCUUCCUCUGUCUGUCUGUCUCUUUUUCUUUCUCUGUCUCUCUCUCUCUCCCUCCCCUCUCUCCCUCCCUCUCUCUCUCCUCCCCCCCCCCUCUCUUCCCCCCCCUUCUCUCUCUCUCUCCCCCUCUUCCCCCUGCCCUAUUGCCCUAUCGAAGGGUUUGCACCUUCCUCCCACCACCACCACCACCCCCCCCCCUUCGCUCUGAGCGAGUAGUUGCUGCGAUUGAAUCUCUCACCGCAGACAGCGGGAGGCUGGGGGUGAGCAGAGGGCAGGGAUAGGAUUGCACUCUGACCCACCCACCCCCUCCCCAUCCAUUAGUCUGGAAUAAUGCCCACCCCUGAGGAGGGAUGUGACCGUGUGGGUGCGCGGGCGUCAGAGAGAGAGGAGCGGGCAAGGACUGGGAAGGGUGGCCAAGUUAAUAUUUGAAAUCGGUGCCUGAAAUGACUGUAAUAAAACUGUUCAGCACGUUC
Molecule: messenger RNA, 1450 nt
Organism: Hemiscyllium ocellatum (epaulette shark)
Lineage: Eukaryota; Metazoa; Chordata; Chondrichthyes; Orectolobiformes; Hemiscylliidae
Gene: ufc1
Product: ubiquitin-fold modifier conjugating enzyme 1
Exons: 6
Coding region: 32-538 (168 amino acids)
Biological process (GO): protein K69-linked ufmylation
Cellular component (GO): cytoplasm
Molecular function (GO): UFM1 conjugating enzyme activity
Source: RefSeq, a predicted model, not a curated record